Messenger RNA from Carya illinoinensis, 4452 nucleotides. RefSeq names its product protein EXPORTIN 1A. Gene Ontology annotation, molecular function: nuclear export signal receptor activity; small GTPase binding. Gene Ontology annotation, biological process: ribosomal large subunit export from nucleus; ribosomal small subunit export from nucleus; protein export from nucleus. NCBI's taxonomy places the organism in Eukaryota, Viridiplantae, Streptophyta, Magnoliopsida, Fagales, Juglandaceae. The transcript has 32 exons. Gene Ontology annotation, cellular component: nucleus; cytoplasm. The coding region runs from base 852 to 3941 and encodes 1029 amino acids. The record is from RefSeq and is a predicted model, not a curated record.
UAGCUUUCUGUUUGGUUCCAGAGAAAUUAAACUGAAGCUUUACACUAGGGUUUAACCCGCGUUAGCGACCAAGUUAGAGUGUACUUCAAGGAGCGACGCGACUACUUACCUUUAUACAGUCGCUUCUCUCUCUCUCACACGCGCGCACGCUCACACACACACUACUACCUGUUUGGCUCCCUGGAAUGUGGGAACGUGGAGGGAGUAAAAUUAAGACUUUUCUAUUUUUAGGGUUUAAUGCCUUCGAACUUUUGGUCGUGUUGGGUUUUUUUUUAUACGUGUAUUCAGUGUUUAUUUUCAGUUGGUUUUCUCGGGUGACAAUUUUGGGCUUUAGGACAGUGAGGCAUUAUGAUCUGGGCUUCUUUUGUUCAAUUUCCACGAAUAUUAUCCUUGGGUAUUUACUAGUUCUCCUUUAACCUCGUGUUGGUUCUCUAAUUGACAAAAGUGAAACAAAAAGUUUACUCGAAAGUUAUUUACUUUUAACAUAAAUAUAGCAUCUUGACCUCAGUUCCACAGUCCACAAGUCACAUUUUCUUCCGUUGCAAUUAUUGUAAACUAGCACUUGCUUAAAUCUGACUGUUAUUUCUUGCAAUUAUUUUGGCGGAUCAACUUCUUCAUUGUGAUGGGUCGAGGGCUUUGUGGGAUGAGGUCUUUGUCAAGCUUGGUAUUUCUUGGGUGAUGCCUAAGAGUGUGGGGAAUCUUUUGGCCUGUUGGAGAGGGAUUCAAGGAAAUCGUCAAAUAGCGGCUGUUUGGAAGAUGAUUCCUCUGUCUUAUGUGGUGUAUUCAACAAUAGAGAACAAUCGAGGACAGCAGCAGACCAGAUAUUGCGGGAUUUGCAAAACAAUCCGGAUAUGUGGCUCCAAGUUAUGCACAUCCUUCAAAAUACAAAGAACCUCAACUCCAAGUUCUUUGCCUUGCAGGUCCUUGAAGGUGUUAUAAAGUAUCGGUGGAAUGCAUUGCCCGUUGAACAGCGAGAUGGAAUGAAAAAUUACAUUUCUGAAGUUAUUGUGCAGCUCUCAAGUAAUGAGGCAUCUUUUCGAGUGGAAAGGCUGUAUGUCAACAAACUCAACAUUAUAUUGGUUCAGAUAUUAAAGCAUGAAUGGCCGGUUAGAUGGCGAAGCUUUAUUCCUGAUCUUGUUGCUGCAGCUAAAACUAGUGAAACAAUUUGUGAGAAUUGCAUGACUAUAUUGAAACUUCUAAGCGAAGAAGUUUUUGAUUUCUCAAGGGGGGAGAUGACUCAACAGAAGAUCAAGGAUCUUAAACAGUCAUUGAACAGCGAGUUUCAACUUAUUCAUGAGUUAUGCUUGUAUGUACUAUCAGCAUCUCAAAGAGCUGAGCUUAUACGUGCUACAUUGGCCACACUGCAUGCUUUUCUUUCAUGGAUUCCCUUGGGUUAUAUUUUUGAGUCUCCAUUGCUUGAGACACUCUUAAAACUUUUUCCUGUGCCAUCAUAUCGGAAUCUUACCCUUCAAUGUUUAACAGAGGUUGCAGCCCUUAAUUUUGGGGACUUUUACAAUGUGCAGUAUGUUAAGAUGUACAAUAUAUUCAUGGGGCAAUUACAGGCCAUUCUCCCCCCUGCAACAAACAUCCCUGAAGCUUAUGCACUUGGAUCUAGUGAGGAACAGGCAUUUAUUCAGAACUUGGCACUGUUUUUCACCUCUUUCUACAAGUUUCAUAUUCGAGUGCUGGAAGCCACUCAAGAGAAUAUAGCUGCCUUGCUAAUGGGUCUUGAGUAUCUUAUCAACAUCUCAUAUGUGGAUGACACAGAGGUUUUUAAGGUUUGCUUGGACUACUGGAACUCCUUGGUUUUGGAAUUGUUUGAGGCACACCAUAAUCUUGCUGAGAAUCCUGCAGUUGUUGCUGCAAAUAUGAUGGGGCUGCAGAUGCCAUUGCUCCCUGGUAUGGUUGAUGGCCUUGGUCCACAGCUUCUGCAGAGGCGGCAGUUAUAUGCUGGUCCAAUGUCUAAGCUGAGAAUGCUUAUGAUCUGUCGAAUGGCUAAGCCUGAGGAGGUUCUCAUAGUUGAAGAUGAAAAUGGGAAUAUUGUUCGUGAAACCAUGAAGGACAAUGAUGUUCUUGUUCAAUAUAAGAUCAUGAGGGAGACACUUAUAUAUUUGUCACAUCUUGAUCAUGAGGAUACUGAAAAACAGAUGUUGAAAAAAUUAAGUAAACAACUAAGUGGCGAGGAUUGGACAUGGAACAACUUGAACACGUUAUGCUGGGCAAUAGGAUCUAUCUCUGGCUCCAUGAUGGAAGAUCAGGAAAACAGAUUCUUGGUGAUGGUGAUUCGGGAUUUACUAAAUUUAUGUGAAAUUACUAAAGGGAAAGAUAAUAAAGCUGUUAUUGCAAGUAACAUUAUGUAUGUUGUGGGACAGUAUCCAAGGUUUUUAAGAGCACAUUGGAAAUUCUUGAAAACUGUUGUGAACAAGUUGUUUGAGUUCAUGCAUGAGACUCACCCAGGAGUUCAGGAUAUGGCCUGUGACACAUUCUUGAAAAUCGUUCAGAAGUGCAGGCGUAAAUUUGUAAUUGUACAGGUUGGAGAGAAUGAACCAUUUGUAUCUGAACUUCUGGCAGGCCUUGCAACAACCAUUGUUGAUCUUGAACCUCACCAGAUCCAUACAUUUUAUGAAUCAGUUGGUCAAAUGAUACAAGCAGAAUCUGAUCCCCAGAAACGGGAAGAAUACCUUCAGAGGUUGAUGGAGCUUCCAAAUCAGAAAUGGAGUGAGAUCAUAGGGCAGGCACGCCAGAGUGUUGAUUUUCUGAAGGAUCAAGAAGUAAUCCGGACUGUGCUUAAUAUUUUGCAGACGAAUACCAGCGUUGCCACUUCACUUGGAACACAUUUCUUAUCUCAAAUUUCUCUGAUAUUUUUGGACAUGCUUAAUGUGUACAGAAUGUACAGUGAGCUUAUAUCAAGUAGCAUUGCAGAAGGAGGACCCUUUGCAUCUAAAACAUCCUAUGUAAAACUAUUACGGUCAGUUAAAAGAGAGACUCUUAAGCUCAUUGAGACAUUCUUGGACAAGGCUGAAGAUCAACCACAGAUUGGAAAACAAUUUGUUCCACCGAUGAUGGAUCCCGUUCUUGGUGACUAUGCCAGGAAUUUGCCUGAUGCUAGAGAGUCGGAAGUUCUGUCACUUUUUGCCACAAUAAUAAACAAGUACAAAGUUGCAAUGAUAGAUGAUGUGGCUCGUAUAUUCGAAGCGGUUUUUCAAUGCACAUUGGAGAUGAUUACAAAAAACUUUGAAGAUUACCCAGAGCAUCGCCUCAAGUUUUUCUCCUUACUCCGUGCAAUUGCUACACAUUGUUUUCCUGCAUUAAUUCGUUUAUCAAGUCAGCAACUAAAGCUUAUCAUGGAUUCCAUUAUAUGGGCAUUUCGGCAUACAGAAAGGAAUAUUGCUGAGACUGGGCUCAACCUUUUAUUGGAGAUGUUGAAAAACUUCCAGAGUUCUGAGUUCUGUAAUCAAUUCUACCGGACAUACUUCCUAUCAAUUGAGCAAGAAAUAUUUGCUGUCUUGACGGACACCUUUCAUAAACCUGGGUUCAAGUUGCAUGUCUUAGUGCUACAACACUUGUUUUGCCUGGUUGAGUCUGGUGCAUUGACAGAGCCUUUAUGGGAUGUUGCUACAAUUCCUUAUCAAUAUCCAAAUAACACCGUAUUUGUUCGUGAGAACACCAUAAAACUAUUGAGUACAUCAUUCCCUAACAUGACUGCGGCAGAGGUCACUCAAUUUGUGAAUGGACUAUUUGAGUCGAGAAAUGAGCUCUCUGCGUUUAAGAAUCACAUAAGAGACUUUCUAGUGCAGUCAAAAGAAUUUUCAGCCCAGGACAAUAAAGACCUUUAUGCAGAGGAAGCUGCUGCUCAGAGAGAAAGAGAGCGGCAACGGAUGCUUUCUAUUCCUGGGCUUAUUGCACCCAAUGAGAUACAAGAUGAGAUGCUGGACUCAUAGAAGAUGAUGUGGGAUCUAAUCUCUUAGAAUUUUAUAACUCAGUUGCAAUGGGCACCUUGAUUUCUGUACCAGAUUCUGUAGAUGUGAACAAAGAAAGUGCGCAAUUUUCCCCUACGUGUCCCUUCUGUUCCCCAGAUUUUUCUUGUCAAAAAUGGUAUAUCUCUAAGGUGCUCAGGCGCAAAGGUUAGGCUGCUGGCGAUACUGCCUAUAUAUGUCCAUUGGCUGGGUGUAGAUUAUCUAGUUUCUAAUGUAGGGAUGAAUUGAAUCAUAGUACGGGUUUUUCUGGUCCAGCUUGAUAUUGUAUUUGCGGGAUGAGAUGCAUACUGUUUAAAUGACUCAUCUUGAAGUAUUGAUGAUUCAUCUUAGGUGUAACUUAUACCGACCGUGGAGGCUUGUGCAGAAACUCCUUCGGUUCAUAGAAUGUGAUAUGUUUUUUGUGUUUGGUAAAAAGGACUGUUCGUCUUUCCAACCCUAUAGCUAUUAGUGAAAUUUAAGCACUGCUUGCUGUUAA